GUGCAAUACAAGAUUCAAGACUACGUUCGCAUAUCUCAAUAUUGUAAACAUCUCCUUUCUCACAUUUUUGUUGCAAAUCCUCUAAAGUCUUACUGACCCAUCGCAGCUGCGACAAUCUCCACCGUUCAAAACCCGCCCUAUGGAUCUCCUCCACUCCGCUUCUCCAUUCCCCGCCAUCGGAUUCGCCCACACUCAUCGUUCCAGAUCCACUAUCCCUCUACACACUUGCAGACGACUCUGCAUCGUAAGGGCGAGUCUGCCUUUUUCGAUUCAGAAAGCGAAGUACUGCAGAGAGCUCGAAGCUGCGGUGGACGUGGUGGAGAGAGCUUGUCAUCUUUGUGUGGACGUGAAAUCAUCUUUGUUCUCUACUGAUGAUCGGAUUGUUGAGAAGAAUGACCAGACUCCGGUAACGGUUGCAGAUUUCGGUGUGCAGGCUCUGGUCAGUUUGGAGUUGGGUAAGCUGUUCCCUUCUAUUCCUUUGGUGGCUGAAGAAGAUUCUUCUUUUCUACGUUCAAAUAAUCUAGAAGAUUCCGUGGUAAGUGCAGUAAAUGAUAAAGCAGGUGUUGAAGAUAAACCAUGGGCACGUGAUGAUGUACUUAAAGCAAUUGACAGAGGAGCGAAGGAAGCUUUUCUUUUUGGAACGAAGCCAGCCACGUAUUGGGUGCUGGAUCCAAUAGAUGGCACAAAAGGAUUUCUAAAAGGAAGUGAAGCCUUAUAUGUGGUAGGUUUGGCUCUUGUAGUUGAAGGAGAACUUGUGUUAGGAAUUAUGGGCUGCCCUAACUGGCGUAAUGAUUUUUCCAAUGAAUUCAUCAGUGAGGUCCCGAAAAAAGAAAACUUGUCUAGAUCAGGCAUCAUAAUGGUUGCUCAUAUUGGCUGUGGAACAUGGACAAAGAGGUUAUCAUAUACGCUGGAUUGUUGGACAAGAUGCUUCGUAGAUGGAUGUCGCUUAGUACAUGUGGCACACUUUUGUGUGCCAGAUAGUCAAACAUGGGAAUCGUUGCCACUGUCAGCAACAGUCAGUGCCACAACUAAUGCUGACAGUAUUGAGGAUAAUCAAGUUCUUCUUUCGCCAACAUGUUGCGGAAGCUUAUGCAAGUACUUAAUGGUGGCUUCAGGAAGAGCUUCUGCUUUCAUUCUUCUAGCAAAAGCUCAAAGGACUGUCAAGGCUUGGGAUCAUGCUGUUGGCAUGAUAUGUGUGCACGAAUCAGGGGGGAAGGUGACUGACUGGAAAGGUAGUCAAGUUGAUCUUGCUGCAGAUAUAGAUGGACGGAGAAUUAUAUUCCCUUCAGGUGGAGUUCUUGUGACUAAUGGCAGCUUACAUGAUCAGAUUCUGGAGAUGAUCUCUUCCAGAUCAUCAGCUGUUUGAUGGCGAAUCCUAACUGAUCUUGUAAUUGGAAAGGGGAGCCAUGAAGAUAUUUCUUAGAAUUUGGAGGCUUGGGACGAAGUUACAUUAGGGAAGGUGUUGGUCAUAAUUAAUUGCCGCAGUCCAGUGACUUUAAGUAAUUGACUCCUAUGAAAUUAGCGAGGUUCUAUUCUAUAGAAUUGGGUUGGAUGCUAAAGCUGGAAUAUGUCAAGUGAAGCUAUAAAAUAGCCCCAUGGAGAACAAUCUAAGGAAAUUACAUCUAAGUAAAUUCAGGAAAGGCGCCUAUGAGGUGACUUGAUCCAAUGCCCUUUAAUUUGAAAUUUCCCACUUUGACCACUUAGCCAUAGAACAUGAGAAAAUCAUUGUUUGGAAACAGAAUAUAUCUAGCUCAGUAGGUUGGGUUAUUUCGAAAUGCUUGUUAUACACUCUGGGCUUUAUUAGUUAUUACAUUGUUCAAUUUGUUUGUGUCCACUAAGAAAAAAGAUUGCUACUCAAAUAAAAUUGCUUAUACCUCUGUAUUCAGCAUUCAUCCUUGAACCUUCAAAAUGGCCUCUUCACCGUAUAGGAUUUGUAGUUUUUCAUCAU
This is a messenger RNA of Corylus avellana, 1948 nucleotides long. Its product is annotated as Inositol monophosphatase family protein. NCBI's taxonomy places the organism in Eukaryota, Viridiplantae, Streptophyta, Magnoliopsida, Fagales, Betulaceae. Gene Ontology annotation, molecular function: 3'(2'),5'-bisphosphate nucleotidase activity. Gene Ontology annotation, biological process: sulfate assimilation. The record is from RefSeq and is a predicted model, not a curated record.